This is a messenger RNA of Amoebophrya sp. A25, 2426 nucleotides long. The record is from the annotation of a GenBank genome assembly. Lineage: Eukaryota; Dinophyceae; Syndiniales; Amoebophryaceae.
GCCGCUUGUGGUAGCGGGAGGGAAACUUAUGAAGGUAGAUUUGAGGAGGAGGAAACUUUUUUAUUGAAAGACAAAAUGGACGAGCACAGUCCGAGUCCCCAGGUGGUGGACCGACUGCAUUUAAAUCUCAAAGAAAAGACAUGCAUCCAAGACAAAUCUGUCUUGAAACUUCUCUAUCUUUAAUCUCCGUCGAUUCCAGUAUUUCCUCGAAGCUGUUUCUGUGAACGCGGCUGAGCGGAGCAAAGGGCUGUGGCCACUAUUGCCAGAGAGAACAGAGGUGAUGGGGCUGUUACCGAAUAGACUCCAUUUACGUUCUGGCGAUGUUUCCUUGAAAUUUUCUACGGGAAACGCAGACGAGCUGCGACACUGGCUGGAGACGUUUCAUCGAGUUGUGGAAUGGCAGAAAGCUGAUUUACUGGUGAAAAGCACUAGACCUACAGAUACAGCAGUUUUGAAGAGUGGUGGAAGUAGUGGAGGCGAACAAAAUGUUUUUGAGGGUAGUACAACAAUAAAGUCUUCAACAAUGAAAACUACUAUCCAGAGUGCGCUUUGCCAUGGUAGUUGUACUACUGAAAGAACGCUUGCUGACAGGAGAGAGAGCCAGAAGAUAGCCUAUCUUGCACGUACGGUCUUUGCUCUUCUAGAAGCGGAUGCGCGUGCUCGCCGUCGGUGGGAACAUCGAGCGGCUCUGGCGUUGAAGGAAGUCUGGACCUUCGUGUGGCUUGUAGUCCUGAUUUUGAAUUUUUAUGGUUGUAGUACAAUGUACUUACUUAAUUUCGACGAGUUGAUUCACCAUGUUAAGUACUCACAGUAGCCUCAAGACACCCGCCGUAAGGGUAACGCACUGCGACAGCCUAUUGUCCACAAUCAAACUUAAACUCUAACUCUUUUUACUUUGCGAGUGGUUAUGGAAAACGCACUUGGGCCCGCGUUUAGUGUUGCCAUUAUACGCAAAAUGGUCAGCUUUUUUGCAGGGAAAAUUUUUCCGUGAGGAAAGUGGGGGUAGUGCAAGCUAUAAUGGUGGCCAUUCUAGUGGAUCUGCAACAGUGAUGAAGCACUUGCACUCGUCAUCAAGAAGAACGCACUCCCGCGCUAAACAUAACGAGUCUACAAAUGCUAGGAAGGCUACGCAUCAACUACACAGCAGAGACAGAGUAGAUGAUCAUGUGGAGUCUACGCCAAGGUUACAACAGGAUGAAGCGGAAGAACAUCAUACGACGAACAGCACUAGCACUACUAGUUUCAACACCUUGUUAGAGGGCCAACAUGGUGAUCAGGCCACUUCUGAUGGGCAGCCUACUCCAGAUCGAAUAGGAGACAACGCCGGAAAAGAACAAGCAACAGAGGACGCCAACUCAGGCUGUACAUGGAAAGAGACCGAGAAAAGGCUUGGGGAAUCGCUAGACAGAUUACUAGGACUCUAUUCGGUUCUGCAUGUAGAUCACUGUACGUCGGAUGCUGAGAAGACCACGCAGAGUGGCGAUAAAACGCAGACCUCGGAAGAUAUGGCGAAAAACGACGGUGAUGACAAGCCGGUUAGUACUGCUGCUGUUGCUGGGAAGAUGAUCCACCCUCAAUUUUUGGAAGUAACGCUUACAUCGGAUAGGAGCUUGCGCCUACGGAUCUUUCGCGACGAUUUGGAACAAGCAUCGAGUGAACACGCUAUUGAUUAAGAGGGUGUGCCUGUCCUAAAUUUCAAAGAAGUCAUUACCAGCAUGGAUGUAUUACUUCUUUCACCUGUAGUCCUAAAUUUCAAAUAAGAAGUCAUUACCAGAGUGGAUUACUUCUUUCUUAGAAAGGCCUUAGGCUUAUCCCAUGCAACAACUUCUUUCUUAGAAAGGCCUCUGCCUACUUGCUCCUCUAACACGUAUUAGAAAUUCCGCUUAGCACACUGGACACUACGGACGACUGCAGAACAAGUUCUGUGGAGCAUUCUGCGAACAAGUUUUUUAGAGCUCACGACUUCGUUCAUCCAGAUGUCGAAGCAGACUGCACGUGUCGUUUGUCGGAAAGCGGAGUUUUGAUUUUGCUCCAGCAACCUAUUUUAUGGAAAUUCAGAUCAUGUUUUUUUGUUCCUUCUAUUUUAUUGUAGGAUGUUGCUGUAGAUAGAAGAGUAAACAGAUGAUGAAAUAACGCAAAAGUAUCUAAAGCAGAUCCUCCGUCUUCUAUUUUUACACCUCCCCAGUUGUAGAUAUUCCUAGUAAGAUCGGAAACCGGCGUGUGCUGAUGUUUUUUGUCUAACAUAACGGGCUGAGGACUCCUGCAGCAACUGCGAGUCACCAGAAGUCCUCUACCGACACGUUUUCCAUCGACGUGAAGACGAGCUGUUGGUAGUGGAAACUACUGCCUACAAACCCGAAGACGCAUCCACCGGGACGCCGUUGUUUACAGUCUCAAGGAUCCUGGAGGAAGUUGUCGGGUUCUAG